Molecule: messenger RNA, 1377 nt
Organism: Carassius gibelio (silver crucian carp)
Lineage: Eukaryota; Metazoa; Chordata; Actinopteri; Cypriniformes; Cyprinidae
Product: death-associated protein-like 1
Exons: 4
Coding region: 90-422 (110 amino acids)
Biological process (GO): cellular response to amino acid starvation; apoptotic signaling pathway; negative regulation of autophagy
Molecular function (GO): death domain binding
Source: RefSeq, a predicted model, not a curated record
UAAAAGCGCGCGCCUCGGGAGCGCGUGGGCGGAUUUGUUGAGCGAGUUGUAGAGUGUUUGUGUAGCUGCUUGUAUGAGAAAACGUUACAAUGGUGCAACUUUCUAAAACCGGAGCAAGAGACACGCUGAAAGCUGGUCAUCCUCCUGCAGUGAAAGCUGGAGGAAAAAGAGUGGUGAAGAAGAGUGCGGAGGAUAACACCAAUGUGGAGAAAGAGGGCAAGAAAGUGGAUAAAUCCAGGUCCCUGCCGACCCCUUCCAGAACGCAGCACCUGAGUCUUCUCCUCUCUGGUCCACUUGAGAAGCUGGGUCAUGAUUUCCCCGAGACUCCAGUUUCUGUGCGACACAGCCGAGUCCGACCGAGCGUGGAGAAACCUCACGUCCCACGCAUCUCCAUCUGCAUUCAACAGCCACGCAGGUUUUGAGCCAAAAUAGCUUUUGCUGCUGAGCUUCUGACAACAUGAGGUGCAGAAGACAACCAGGAUGUGGCUUUUGUAGGUGACUCGUGGAGGUGAUUUGCUAGUAGACUUGUUAUGAAGUUAUUGUAAUGUGAUCGUUUAGGUUGGUUGUUGUAGCUUUGCAGCUUUUGAAGGUUUUUCUUCCUGCGUGGAAUGUGUUCUUGUGCUGUGGAACAUUAAUUUACUCUGUGAAUUCAUUCAUUAACUUCUUUUUGAUAAUUAAUGAAACCUAUUUUUCCUACUCUCAAAAUGAGCCUUUCAUACUAGUAAAAUUCACUUUUCCAGCAAAUGAAAUUUCGUGAAUGUUAGGUGGCGGUAGAAUCCAGUCAGCAGACUUAGCUUUUGCAUUUUUGUGUAAAACCCUUCCUAAACCAUGCAUGCACAAGUACAGUAACAAAGAAAUGGCAUGCAAUUUAAUGAAAACCCAAUUAAAACAAGUGCUACAAUGACUAUUGAACUUUUUAAAUUCAGUGACUUAAAAUGAGCAUGCUUGUGUUCAUGUAGGAACUUAAAGUGUUUGUAGUUUAUAAAGCCAUUUUUUCUAUUUGACCAGAGCUCAGACACUUAAAAUGGAUUAUCUUAUUUACACAGUGACAAGAAAAAAAUGAACUGGAUAUUCACAAAGUGUUAGAUUCUUUCAAUGAGGAAUUAACUGUAAACUUACAUAAGGAUGUUAAAGGAAUAGUUCACCCAAAAAUAAAAGGAAAAUCUUGAAAAUGUACUCCCACUCGGGCCAUCGAAGAUGUAGAGGAGUGUGUUUCCUCACUGGAACAGAUUUGGAGAAAUGUAGCAUUGCAUCAGUGUCUCAUCAAUGGAUGCCCUACAGUGAAUGGGUGCCGUCAGAAUAAGAGCUGAUAAAAACAUCACAAUAAUCCACAGCACUCCAGUCCAUCAGUGAACAUCUGGAGAAGACAAAAGAUGA